Acipenser ruthenus (sterlet) is the source of this 14162-nucleotide messenger RNA. RefSeq names its product dynein axonemal heavy chain 10 (gene dnah10). Gene Ontology annotation, biological process: microtubule-based movement. NCBI's taxonomy places the organism in Eukaryota, Metazoa, Chordata, Actinopteri, Acipenseriformes, Acipenseridae. Gene Ontology annotation, cellular component: dynein complex. Gene Ontology annotation, molecular function: ATP hydrolysis activity; minus-end-directed microtubule motor activity; dynein intermediate chain binding. The transcript is spliced from 79 exons. Bases 181 to 14097 code for a protein of 4638 amino acids. The record is from RefSeq and is a predicted model, not a curated record.
AGGAAGUGUAGAAAAGAGUAACAGGAAGUAACGUGCCUGAGUUACCUUAGCAACGCAAGGUUCUAAACGACGCUAAGAAUUUCAUUGAGAUGGCAAAGUAGGGUUAUGUUCGAAUUGAUUUAUUUAUAUAUAUAUAUAUCUGUUCUACGUAUAUAAUAUCAAUAGAAUAAGCUACACAAAAUGUCGUUAGACGAUCCUCGUGUGGAGUGGAUACGAGACCGUGUUUGUGGAUCCUUUUACCUCCCGGACGCGGGUUGUUUCGAUGAGCUUUUGAGCAGAGGUGAAGGGGAGCAGGAGCAGAAAAUACUUGGGUUUCUGAAUAACACCACCACAGAGGAGACGGCUUCGGCACUGCUGUUCUUUAAAACAAUCCGGGAGGAGCAGAUAGAGAUCGAAGUAGUGAUCGAAGCACCAGAAACGACUGUUGACAAAAAUCAGGAGGGAGGCGGUGCAUCACAAUCUGCCGCAGUGAGCGAUGGACCAUCUAAGGAGGGAGAAGAAAGCGCUUCCAUUAAAGAAUCAGAUGACCAGAAAGGCCAAAAGGUUCGAGGUAGGGACACAGUGUCUGCUAUGGGUUCAGAGACCCCAGCCCUGCCUGCUGCUGCUCUGCAUCCAACUUCAGAAGACCCAGCCGGUGAACAUGAGGAGGAAGUGCAUGAACCCCCUCUUACUAAAAUUGAAAUUCUCACAGUUUACCACACGGAGCUGCAGGUGGCCCUAAACCAGGUCCCUGAGAAGUACAUGGAGUCUGGUGUCUUAUUUUUUCUCAGAAAUACAAAGGAAACAAUUAAUGAGCCCAAUGACAUGAAAGAAGCCAACGAGGUCAUGCCGAGACUGCUGGAGUUUGGUAUGCUGAAUGGACACUUACUAUUGAUGCUGAAGGAUGUAUUAUCACACGUGUUCAUCUCACUUCUGUCCCUCAACCAACAAAAAAACGAGGACACCCACCAUCAGCAGACACUGUCUGAAAAGACUGAUCUAGAGGACGAAAACAUCGCUUUCCAAGAACCAGUGGAAGAGCAGGAAAAGCCUGUGGAAUCACGAAGUUGCCAGCUAAUCCGGGAUGAACUGCUGACAAACGUGCAGAAGUUUCUCAGUCACAUUGAAAGGACAGUUCAUCAACUGGAAGGUGAGAUUAAGUUAGAGAUUCCUACUAUUAAUUUGGAUGCAGAUGUAAGCCAACUAGCUGCAAACCAAGCUGUAGUUCAAAAGCUGGAGCAGUGUGUAAUGAACUGGCAAACACAAAUAACGUCUGUUAUCGAGGAGCAACAGAAGAAGAAGCCACAGGGUAAUGGUCCUAUGUCGGAGAUCGAUUUUUGGCGUGAGAGAACUGCAACUCUGAGUGCCCUUAGUGAACAGCUGAAGCUGCCGGUGGUGAAGAGGAUCUUAGAAGUUAUGAGCCGGGCCGACCCGAUUACUGUGCAGAACCUGGACCUUGCUGUGACUGAGCUCAGCAAGUACUAUGUAGAGACUGUGGAGAACGUCAGAUUUCUUGGCACACUGGAACGUCAUUUUAAGAACUUGUCUACUGGUUUGGGAUUGAACACCAUUCUUGACACCAUUCCUUUAAUGAUGAAUGGACUGAGGAUGGUCUGGAUCAUCUCUGGUCACUACAACAAGGAUGAGCGCAUGGUUCCCCUCAUGGAGCGGAUUGCAUGGGAGCUGUCCGAGAGAGUCUCCAGGGUGGUCAACGUCCAAACAUUAUUCAGAGAAAAGAGAGAUGUUGCAAAGGCCAGAACUGCAGAUGGGAAACGCAUCCUGGACCAGUGGAAAGCAUCUUACUUUGAGAUCAGAGCAAAGAUUGAAACAGCGGGCAGAGAUCCUCGCUGGGAAUUUGAUAGGAAAAGACUGUUUGAGCAGACAGAUUACAUGGCUUCAAUCUGCCAGGAUCUUUACAAUAUCAUCCAGAUUGUUGAAGAGUUUCACAACAUAUUUGGUCCAGAACUGAAGGCUGUCACUGGGGACCCAAAGCGAAUUGAUGAUGUACUGCACUGGGUAGACAGUCUGGUUGUGCCUAUUGAAGAAUUAGCCUUUGACCCUUUCAACAUCCGUCACUCAGGUUCAUGGAAAGUUGCUAUUGAAGACUUUAAAAGUGAAGUCCUUGCAAUAGAAGGAGAGGCUAUAAACUUCAUAGACCAGUCAUUCAAAACACUGCGAUCUGCGGAAGCUGCUUUUGACAUGCUUUUGAAAUUCAAACAUAUCCGUUCUAGAGAAGCUAUUAAUAAGCAAAUGAUGCAGAAGUUUAAUGAGAUUUUGUCGCAGUAUUGUAAAGAGAUUGACAUUAUUAAUGGUUUGUUUGUUAACAAUCUUAAUAAUCCACCCCUCAACAAGAAUCAGCCCCCAGUUGCUGGAGCGAUAUACUGGGAGCGUUCUCUUUUUAAUCGUAUCAAACACACAAUCGUUCGCUUUUUAGAAGUGGAGGAUAUGCUGACUAGUGACCAAGGAAAGGCAGUAAAGGCGAAGUACUUGGAGGUGGGGAGGCAAAUGAAGGAUUACGAGGAGAGGAAAUAUGAGCGCUGGAGAGAGCAGACCGAACAGUCUCUGCACGGUCUGCUGAAGAGAAGCCUACUCACCAAGCUUCAUCCAGGCAGUUCAGGCUCUCCAGAACUUUCUGAACCAGUUUCAAGCCAAGCAGACCAGGAGGGAGACCAGAAGAACAUCCGGUACGUGGUCAACUUCGCUUCCGAGCUUCAGGAGAUCAUUUCAGAAACAAAAUACCUGGAGCAGCUGGGCUUUACAGUACCAGAACUCGCCAGAAACGUCGCUCUGCAAGAAGACAAGUUCCUCAGAUAUGUGGAUGGACUCAAACACAUGCUGACUCAUCAUGACACACUCAUGGGCAUUUUGACAGAAGCAGAGACCCAACUGCUUGGUGAGCACAUCCAGGAGCUUUGGAGAGUGCUUAGAUCUGGAUACACGAGGCUAAACUGGAACUCCUUAGGUAUUUCGGAUUACAUCAGUCGCAGUUCCCAAGCCAUUUCGAAGUUUGGGUCGCUUGUGAACCAAAUUCAGAAGAACGCGCAAGAUAUCGAGGCUAAGCUGGUAUCAAUCGAGUCUUCAAACCUGUUUAAAUUCCCAGUUUAUGAAAAUGAAACUGUCCCAGGAGUGAAGGAGUUUUAUGAACACAUGGAACGGGAGAGAAUGAAGGAGGUGUCCUUCUUGUGUCAGAAGUACACUGCCAUUGGCCCCCUGCUGACCAAGAUGGAAGGCCUGGUGGUGCACACAAACAGUGGGAGAGCUCCAAAGAUGGCUCAGUAUUAUGUUUUCUGGGAGCGCAAAGUAUACAACACCCUUACCAAGAUGGUCUUGAAGAAUCUUCAGUUCUUUAGUGCCGCUGUUGUCGGAAGUGUGCCUCUGUUUCAGGCAGAAACUUCUCUGUCUGCUCCUGAGAUCGUCCUGAUCCCUAACGCCAAUGAGAUCUAUAAACUCACUAUGCAGUCUGUCAGAGACUGCUUGGAAAGCACCAAGCACUUUGUACGAUGGAUGCACGGGACCUGUAGUGAAUGCCCCCCUCAGAUUGCAGAAGGAGAAGAUGAGCCUGUGAUAUUCAGCUUCUUCACUGACAUAUCCCAGAACCCCCAGAUCAUUGAACAGGCUGUCACCAUCUCCCAAAGUAUUCACAAACUGCUGUCAUCUGUAGCCAAGUACCUGAAUCGAUGGAAGAGAUACAGGCCUCUGUGGAAACUCGACAAGGCCAUUGUUAUGGAAAAGUUUGCAGCGAAGAAACCCUCCUGUGUGGCCUAUGAUGAAAAGCUACAGUUCUAUUCCAGGAUCACGCAAGAGGUUGCACAGCAGGCCUUAGUCAAGGUUGAGCAGUGUCUCCAGCUAAACCUGGAGUCCUUGGCUCGGACAGUGGAAGAAAAUGCCAAAGGAUGGGUGAAUUCUCUGGGAAAACUCCUGAAUGAAUCUGCCAAAGAAGAACUGUAUAACCUUAAGGAUGAACUGCUGCAAUUAUCAGAAAACCUCAAGAGAAGCCCCGAGACGCUUGAAGAUUUGAAGUUUGUGCUGGGGACGAUCGCUGAUAUCAGAGACAUGUCUUUAACUGUGGAGAUGAGGGUCAGAGAUAUUCAGGAAAGAUACAGGACGCUUGCAAUGUACAAUGUUCAUGCAGAAGAAGAAGAAAAAGAGCUGUCUGUGAGUAUCCAACAGAUAUGGGAAGAUCUCUUGUUGGAGUCAAGGAAGGUUGACCACGGCCUUGGCAGAGUAAAAAAGACAUUUACUCAGAUCACGAAAGAACAAAUCGAAGACUAUAAGAAGGAGCUAUCUGUAUUUGCAGGAAGCUUUCACAACGAAGGUCCGGGUGCUGUAGGAAAUGACCUUGAAAAAGGCAUGGAGAUCCUUGCAGUGUAUGAAAAGGAACUGUCUCAUAAAGAGAAAGAUCGUCAGGAGCUGGCUAACGCAGAGAAGCUCUUUGGCCUGCCAAUCACAAUGUAUGCAGACCUGAUGCAGGUUCAGAAAGAGAUGAGUGGCUUGAGACAAGUCUAUGACAUUUACAAAGCUCAAAAAGCAGCGAAGGAGGAGUGGUCUCAGACAUUGUGGGUAAAUCUAAAUGUCCCGUUGCUUCAAGAGGGCAUCGAUGGUUUCAUUAAAGGUCUUCGAAAACUACCCAAAGAGGUUCGCAGCCUGCCAGUGGGCUUCUUUCUAGAGUCCAAGAUGAAAGAGUUUAAAGAUUCAAUUCCGCUGCUUCUUGACUUGAAAAAUGACGCUUUAAGAGAAAGGCACUGGAAGGACCUGAUGACAAGAACAGGCACAGAAUUUGACAUGAACCCUGACACCUUCACCUUAGAAAACAUGUUUGCCAUGGAGCUUCACAAGUAUGCGGAUGUCAUCAGUGAAACUGUUACGUCUGCUGUAAAAGAGCUCAGCAUUGAGAAGGGUGUGAAGGAGGUGGUGGAAACCUGGGAGAAUAUGAAGUUCACCAUUCUGAGGUACUACAAGGGAACCCAGGAGAGAGGCUACAUCUUGGGAGCGGUGGACGAUAUCCUUCAGGCCCUCGAUGACAACGCCAUGAACCUGCAGAGCAUGUCAGGAAGCAGAUUCGUCGGCCCUUUCCUAUCCACAGUCCAAGAGUGGGAGAAAAGCCUGUCCUUAAUAAGUGAAGUCAUUGCGGUGUGGAUGGUAGUGCAACGGAAAUGGAUGUAUUUGGAAAGCAUCUUCAUAGGAGGAGACAUCAGAUCACAACUGCCCGAGGAAGCAAAAAAGUUUGAUAACAUUGACAAAAUAUUUAAAAAGAUUAUGACCGACUCUGUGAAAGACCCUGUGAUAAAGAAGUGUUGCCAGGCCCCGAACCGCCUCUCUGACCUGGAGAACCUGAGCGAAGGUCUGGAGAGGUGUCAGAAGAGUCUCAACGACUACCUGGACUCCAAACGAAACGCUUUCCCCAGAUUCUUCUUCAUCUCCGACGACGAGCUUCUGAGCAUUCUGGGCAGCAGUGACCCCUCUUGUGUUCAAGAACACAUGAUAAAGAUGUACGACAACAUUGCUUCUCUGAAAUUCCAAGAGGGCAACAACGGUGAAAUGCUGGCUACUGCAAUGGUGUCGGCCGAGGGGGAGAUGAUGGACCUUCGGCAGGCCAUCCCAGCUGAAGGGAGAGUGGAGGACUGGAUGACUGCGAUACUGUACGAGAUGAGGAGAACAAACAGGCUCAUAACAAAGGAGGCCAUCUUCACAUACUGCGAGGACAGGAGCAGGGUUGACUGGAUGCUCCUGUACCAGGGCAUGGUGGUGUUGGUUGGUACUCAAAUCUGGUGGACGUGGGAGGUGGAAGAUGUGUUCAAUAAAGUAAAGCAAGGAGAGAAGCAGGCCUUGAAGAAGUACGCCAAGAGAAUGCACCAGCAAAUCAACGAUCUUGUGACGCGAAUCACACAGCCCCUGGACAGGAACGACCGCAAAAAAUACAACACUGUGCUGAUUAUUGACGUCCAUGCCAGGGACAUUGUAGACACGUUUGUCAGAGACAGUAUUAUGGAUGCCCGGGAGUUUGAGUGGGAGAGCCAGCUUCGUUUUUACUGGGAUCGGGAUCCUGAUGAUCUUUUCAUACGUCAGUGCACUGGUGCAUUCUCCUAUGGUUACGAAUACAUGGGAUUGAAUGGACGUCUGGUUAUCACCCCCUUGACCGAUCGCAUUUACUUGACUCUAACCCAGGCACUAUCUAUGUACCUGGGAGGAGCACCUGCUGGCCCUGCUGGCACUGGUAAAACUGAGACAACUAAAGAUCUGGCCAAGGCUCUAGGUUUGCUCUGUGUGGUAACAAACUGUGGUGAAGGCAUGGAUUACAAAGCUGUUGGUAAAAUUCUCUCAGGAUUAGCACAGUGCGGGGCCUGGGGCUGCUUCGAUGAGUUCAACAGGAUUGACGCUUCUGUACUUUCCGUCAUCUCAUCUCAAAUCCAGACCAUUCGAAAUGCACUCAUCUUUCACCUGAAGAGAUUCCAUUUUGAAGGGCAUGAGAUCGCUAUGGAUGACCGAAUGGGGAUUUUCAUCACUAUGAACCCUGGCUAUGCCGGACGUACAGAGCUGCCUGAGUCAGUGAAGGCUCUCUUUAGACCUGUGGUGGUGAUCGUGCCCGACCUGCAACAGAUCUGUGAGAUUAUGCUCUUCUCAGAAGGGUUUCUCAUGGCAAAGGUUCUUGCCAAAAAGAUGACAGUACUGUACAAACUUGCAAAAGAGCAACUUUCUAAACAGUAUCACUACGACUUUGGACUUCGUGCCCUGAAAUCUGUGCUGGUAAUGGCAGGAGAGUUAAAGAGAGGAUCUCCUGAUCUGCAGGAGGAUGUGGUUUUGAUGAGAGCUCUGAGAGACAUGAACCUUCCCAAGUUUGUAUUUGAGGAUGUGCCUCUCUUCUUGGGGCUGAUCACUGACCUGUUCCCUGGGCUGGACUGCCCUCGCGUUCGCUACCCCAGCUUCAAUGACGCAGUGGAGCAGACCUUCCAGGACAACAACUACGUUCUGCUCCCUGUACAGGUUGAUAAAGUGGUCCAGAUGUACGAGACAAUGAUGACUCGCCACACUACAAUGGUGGUUGGACCAACGGGAGGUGGCAAGUCGGUGGUUAUUAACACCCUGUGUCAGGCCCAGACUAGGCUUGGGUUAGUGACUAAGCUGUACACACUGAACCCCAAAGCAGUAAGUGUGAUUGAACUGUACGGCAUACUGGACCCCACCACUAGAGACUGGACUGAUGGGAUUCUCUCCAACAUAUUCAGGGACAUCAAUAAACCAACUGAUAAAAAAGAAAGAAGGUAUAUUUUGUUUGAUGGAGACGUUGAUGCUCUUUGGGUUGAAAACAUGAAUUCUGUUAUGGAUGACAACAAACUCCUGACCCUGGCUAAUGGGGAACGUAUCAGACUUCAGGCGCAUUGCGCCUUACUCUUUGAGGUUGGGGAUCUGCAGUAUGCAUCUCCCGCUACUGUGUCACGCUGUGGAAUGGUGUUUGUUGAUCCCAAAAAUCUACGCUUUAAACCCUACUGGCAGAAGUGGGUGUGCAGGAGACAAGCCAAGGAACAAACCGUAUUGAACAAAUUGUUUGAUAAGUACGUACCUGACUCCAUUUCAAUGAUUGUGGAAGGAAUGAUGGAUGGCAGGCAGGGAGAAAAACUCAAGACUAUUGUACCUCAAACAGAGUUAAACAUGGUAGUGCAGUUGAGUGUGAUGCUGGAUGCUCUGCUGGAGAAGGACGUGGACGACCCUGAUGUUCUCGAGUGCUAUUUCCUGGAGGCGCUGUAUUGUUCUUUAGGCGGCUCGUUAUUGGAAGCUGGGAAAGUCAAGUUUGAUGAGUACAUUAAAAAGCUGGCUGGCAUGUCCACUGUCCAUGAUGAGAAAACUCUAGCUGGACCUGGAGAGCUUCCUGGUCAGCUGCCGUCUCUCUAUGACUUUCAUUUUGAUGGGGAGCAAAAGAAGUGGAUGCCAUGGAGUAAAUUAGUACCUAAAUACACUCACAGUCCCGAGGUCAGGUUCUUUGAUAUUCUUGUUCCCACGAUAGAUACAACUCGCACCAACUGGCUGUUGGAGCAGAUGGUGAAAAUCAAACGUCCUGUCGUGCUGGUUGGAGAAUCUGGUACCUCCAAAACUGCGACCACUCAAAACUUCCUGAAAAAUCUGAAUACAGACACCACAAUUAUGUUAACAAUCAAUUUCUCGUCUCGGACAACUUCUAUGGAUCUCCAAAGAAACUUGGAGGCAAGUGUAGAGAAACGAACUAAAGACACGUAUGGACCCCCCAUGGGAAAGAGGCUUUUAAUCUUCAUGGAUGAUCUGAACAUGCCCAGGGUGGACGAUUAUGGCACUCAGCAGCCUGUUGCACUUCUGAAGCUGCUGCUGGAGAAAGGUGGAAUGUACGAUCGCGGGAAAGAAUUGAACUGUAAAUUUCUGCGUGACCUUGGCUUUAUAGCUGCAAUGGGGAAGGCAGGUGGCGGCCGCAAUGAAGUGGACCCCAGAUUCAUUUCUCUCUUCACUGUUUUCAAUGUGCCGUUCCCUGAAGAGGAAUCUCUACACUUGAUUUACACCUCCAUUCUGAAGGGACACACUAAGGCAUUUGAGGCUGAAAUUCAAGAUAUUUGUGACAAGCUCAUUUUCUGCACAUUAGAGCUUUAUAAAGUCAUCAUUAGAGAUCUGCCUCCAACACCGUCCAAAUUCCACUACAUUUUCAACCUGAGAGACCUGUCCAGGGUUUCCAAUGGACUGACUUUAACCACACCGGAGAGAUUCCUCACUGUCACCCAGUUUGUCAGAGUCUGGAGGAACGAGUGUCUCCGAGUUUUUCACGACAGGCUCAUCAACGAAACUGACAAAACGCUGGUUCAAGACCACAUCAAGAACUUAAUAGAAGAGCACUUUAAAGCUGGGACGGAGACGGUUCUGAGAGAUCCCAUUCUGUUUGGAGACUACAGGACAGCACUGAACGAUGCAGAACCCCGAGUGUAUGAAGACAUUCAGGACUACGUUGCAGCCAAAGCUUUAUUUCAGGAAAUUCUUGAAGAGUACAAUGAGACAAAAACACGCAUGAACUUGGUUCUGUUUGAUGACGCACUGGAGCACUUAACACGAGUCCACCGAAUCAUCAGAAUAACCCGCGGGCACGCUCUGCUUGUGGGUGUGGGAGGAUCUGGGAAGCAAUCCUUAACAAAACUUGCUGCAUUUGCAGCUGGAUGCGAGGUGUUUGAAAUCACAUUGAGUCGUGGUUAUGGUGAGAACAACUUCCGUGAAGAUCUUAAAACUCUGUACUUGAAGCUGGGCAUCGAGAAUAAGAAGACGGUCUUUCUGUUCACUGAUGGGCACGUGGCAGAGGAGGGUUUCCUGGAGCUGAUCAAUAACAUGUUAACAUCAGGUAUUGUGCCAGCGCUUUUCCCAGAUGAGGAGAAGGAAUCUAUUCUGGGACAAGUCCGGGAUGAAGCUGCUAAACAUGGGGUAGGACCUGCCAAGGAAAGCGUUUGGCAGUAUUUUGUAAACAAGAGUGCCAACAACCUGCACAUUGUCUUGGGCAUGUCCCCCGUCGGCGACACAUUGAGGACCCGGUGCAGAAAUUUCCCAGGGCUGGUGAACAACACUGGGAUUGACUGGUUCCUGCCUUGGCCUCCACAGGCUUUGCAUGCCGUUGCUCAGUCCUUCCUCGGAGAUAAUCAGAUGAUCCCUUCCCAGCACACAGACUCAGUGAUUGGACAUGUCUGUAUGGUACAUGAGUCUGUGGGGAACUUCAGUAAGAAGUUCCAGCAGAAACUGAGGCGCAGCAACUACGUGACUCCGAAAAACUACCUGGAUUUCAUCAGCACCUAUUCCAAACUGCUGGAUGAUAAGGAUCAAUACAUCCUGGCCCAAUGCAAACGCCUGGAGGGUGGCUUGGAUAAACUGAAGGAGGCCAGUUUACAGUUGGCUGAUCUCAACCUGAAGCUGGCUGAACAGAAAGUGGUUUUAGCUGAGAAGUCUACAGCCUGUGAGGCCCUGCUGAUGGAAAUCUCCACCAAUACUGCUGUCGCCGAGGAGAAGAAGAAACUGGCAGAGGACAAAGCACUGGAGAUUGAAGAGCAGAACAAGGUGAUCGCAGUGGAGAAGAAGGACGCAGAGAGCUCAUUGGCUGAGGCUUUACCUGCGCUGGAAGCUGCAAGGCUGGCUCUGCAAGACCUGGAUAAGUCGGACGUCACUGAGAUCAGAUCCUUCGCCAAGCCUCCCAAGCAGGUGCAGGUGGUGUGCGAGUGCAUCCUUGUGAUGAGAGGCCAUAAAGAGAUCAGCUGGAAAAGCGCUAAAGGAAUGAUGUCAGAGGCCAACUUCCUGCGAUCCCUCAUGGAGAUGGACUGUGAUGCCAUCUCUGUGAACCAAGUCAAAACCGUGAGAGGAUUCUUGAAGAACUUAAACACCACAUUUGAAGAAAUGCAAGGCAUCAGCAGAGCCGGGUCGGGAAUGCUGAAGUUUGUGGAGGCAGUGAUGGGUUACUGCGACGUGGCCAGAGAGAUCAAACCCAAGAGAGAAAAGGUGGCCAGACUGGAAAGAAACUAUUUCCAGAGCAAGCGAGAGCUGGAGAGGAUUCAGAACGAGCUGGCGACCAUACAAAGAGAGUUAAAGGCUCUUGGGGAAAAAUAUGAGGCAGCCAUAAGAGAGAAGCAGCAGCUACAGGAGGAAGCAGAGAUCAUGGAGAGGAGGCUGAUCGCUGCAGACAAGCUCAUCUCAGGCUUGGGCUCAGAAAACAUUAGAUGGACCAAUGAUCUUGAGGAGCUGAAGCAGAGGAGGGUGAGGCUGCUGGGAGACUGCCUGAUCUGCGCUGGCUUCCUGAGCUACGAGGGCGCCUUCAACUGGGACUUCCGAAGCGAAAUGGUCUACCUGGAGUGGCAGCAGGACGUGCUGAACAGGGGGAUCCCUCUGAGUCAGCCGUUCCGUGUGGAGAGCCUGCUGACUGAUGAAGUGGAGAUCAGCAGGUGGGGAUCAGAGGGCCUGCCUCCAGAUGAUCUCUCUGUUCAGAACGGUAUUCUCACCACUCGGGCCAGCCGUUUCCCCCUGUGUAUCGACCCCCAGCAGCAAGCCUUGAACUGGAUCAAGAAGAAGGAGGAGAAGAACAAUCUGAAGGUCUCCUCAUUUAACGAUCCAGAUUUCCUCAAGCAGCUGGAAAUGGCUAUUAAGUAUGGCUUCCCAUUCCUUUUCCAAGAUGUGGACGAGUACAUCGAUCCAGUGAUUGACAACGUUCUGGAAAAGAACAUUAAAGGCGCUCAGGGACGCCAGAUUAUUCUCCUUGGGGACAAGGAAGUAGACUACGACCCAAACUUUAAACUCUACCUCAACACCAAACUGGCAAAUCCAAAAUACUCCCCAUCAGUAUUUGGAAAAGCAAUGGUCAUUAACUACACAGUUACGUUGAAAGGACUGGAGGACCAGCUGCUGAGUGUGAUCGUGGGGUUUGAACGCAAGGAGCUUGAAGAGCAGAGAGAGCGUCUCAUUCAGGAGACGAGCGAGAACAAGAAGUUACUGAAGGACCUGGAGGACUCUCUGCUCCGAGAGCUGGCCACUUCCACAGGAAACAUGCUGGACAAUGUAGAGCUCGUCCACACCCUGGAGGAGACCAAAACCAAGGCCACGGAGGUCUCUGAGAAACUGAAGCUGGCAGGGAAAACAGCAGUGGACAUCGACAAGCUCCGUGAUGGGUACAGGCCCGCUGCCAAGAGAGGUGCCAUUUUAUUCUUUGUGCUGGCUGAGAUGGCGCUGGUAAACACCAUGUACCAGUACUCGCUGGCAUCGUACCUGGAGGUCUUUGAUUUCUCUCUGCGUAAAUCUCUGCCAGACUCCAUUCUGCAAAAAAGACUGAGAAACAUUAUGGACACUCUGACUUAUAAUGUCUAUAACUAUGGCUGCACAGGUUUGUUUGAGAAACAUAAGCUACUGUUCUCAUUUAAUAUGACCAUCAAGAUAGAACAGGCAGAAUUCAGAGCGCCCCAGAAUGAACUGGACUUCUUUCUAAAGGGAAACCUCUCCCUAGAGAAGAGCAAGCGUAAGAAGCCCUGCUCCUGGCUCCCAGAUCAGGGCUGGGAGGACAUUAUCCGCCUGGCUGAGCUCUUCCCCCAGGAAUGCGGCACUCUGCCUGACGAUGUGGAGAAACACGAUGCAGAGUGGAAAUCAUGGUAUGAUUUAGAUAGCCCAGAACAAGCUGCCUUUCCAAUGAAAUACAAGGACAACCUGACCAGCUUCCAAAAGCUGCUGCUGCUGCGCUGUUUCCGCAUCGACCGAGUCUACCGGGCAGUGACUGAUUAUGUAACACUGACUAUGGGAGAAAAGUAUGUCCAGCCUCCUGUGAUCAGUUUUGAAGCCAUAUUCGAUCAGAGCACCCCCAAUUCUCCCAUCGUGUUCAUCCUGAGCCCCGGCUCAGACCCUGCCAGUGACCUCAUGAAGCUGGCGGAGAGAACAGGCUUCGGGGGGAGCAGGCUAAAGUUCCUGGCAAUGGGGCAAGGGCAGGAAAAGGUGGCCCUGCAGCUGCUGGAGACUGCAGUGUCUCGUGGCCAGUGGCUAAUGCUACAGAACUGUCACUUACUGGUUAAGUGGCUCAAGGACUUGGAGAAGUCAUUGGAGAGAGUCAGCAAGCCACACCCUGAUUUCCGGCUGUGGCUCACCACUGAUCCAACCAAGGACUUCCCAAUCGGAAUACUCCAGAAGUCAUUAAAGGUGGUGACUGAACCUCCUAAUGGGCUGAAGCUGAAUAUGAGAGCCACAUACUUCAAGAUCUCCUAUGACAUGCUGGAAGGGUGCCCACAUCCUGCUUUCAAAUCCCUGGUCUAUGUGCUGGCCUUCUUUCACGCUGUGGUGCAGGAGAGGAGGAAAUACGGAAAAAUCGGCUGGAACGUUCCUUACGAUUUCAAUGAGUCUGACUUCCAGGUCUGCAUGGAAAUCCUGAAUACAUACCUAACAAAAGCUUUCAAUCAAGCCGAUAGCAAGAUCCCAUGGGGAAGUCUGAAGUACCUGAUCGGAGAGGUGAUGUACGGGGGGAGAGCCAUUGACAGCUUUGAUCGCAGGAUUCUCAUGGUUUACAUGGAUGAGUAUUUGGGGGAUUUUAUAUUCGACACCUUCCAGCCUUUUCAUUUCUUUCAAAAUGACGAGGUUGACUACAGGAUUCCAAAAGACGGCCCCAAAGAUCAUUAUGUUGAGGAAAUAGAAUCUCUUCCACUUGCUAACACUCCUGAAGUGUUUGGCCUUCACCCUAAUGCUGAAAUCGGUUACUACACCCAGGCUGCCAGAGACAUGUGGAAACACCUGAUAGAACUGCAACCACAGACAGGAGAGACGGGUGGUGGAAUUAGCCGCGACGAGUACAUUAGCCAGGUGGCCAAAGACAUCCAGAACAAGCUGCCUAAAGUGUUCGACCUGGAUCUGAUUCGCAAGAAGUUGGGGCUGGAGAUCUCCCCCACAACGGUGGUGCUUCUGCAGGAGGUGGAGCGAUUCAACAAGCUCAUAGUGCGCAUGGGCAGGUCCCUGGCUGAGCUGCAGAGGGCGCUGGCGGGAGAGGUUGGCAUGAGCAGCGAGCUGGAUGAGGUGGCUCGUGCCCUCUUCAAUGGGCAGAUUCCAGUCAUCUGGAGAAAGCUGGCGCCAGAUACACUCAAAUCCCUGGGGAACUGGAUGCUCCAUUUCAAGAAGAGGUUUGACCAGUACAGCACAUGGAUUGAUGAGGGAGAGCCCACUGUCAUGUGGCUGUCCGGGCUGCACAUUCCCGAGUCCUACCUCACGGCCCUGGUCCAGGCCACCUGCAGGAAGAAUGGCUGGCCCCUUGACCGCUCCACCCUGUACACACAGGUCACCAAGUACCACACUGCUGAGGAGGUCACAGAGAGAUCGGGGCAAGGAUGCUUUGUGUCAGGUCUUUAUCUCGAAGGGGCUGACUGGAGCACUGAGAAGUCAUGUUUAAUCAGGAGUAAACCCAAAGUCCUGGUGGUCGAACUGCCCAUUCUUAAAGUCAUUCCCAUUGAGUCGCACCGCCUCAAACUUCAGAACACAUUAAGGACACCUGUGUACACCACAUCCAUGAGAAGAAAUGCAAUGGGAGUCGGCCUGGUGUUUGAUUCUGAUCUUUCCACCACAAAACACAUCUCCCACUGGGUACUGCAGGGGGUCUGUCUCUCUCUGAACUCGGAUUAAAACUGUGAGGAAACAGCAGUUUCUUUUUUGUUUGUUUGUUUUAAUAAAAUAUAUAUUAAAUUAUA